Molecule: messenger RNA, 1441 nt
Organism: Diorhabda carinulata
Lineage: Eukaryota; Metazoa; Arthropoda; Insecta; Coleoptera; Chrysomelidae
Product: lipase member H-A-like
Exons: 6
Coding region: 236-1441 (401 amino acids)
Biological process (GO): lipid metabolic process
Molecular function (GO): lipase activity
Source: RefSeq, a predicted model, not a curated record
GUCAAAACAUCGAAUUUAUGGGUCAUCCGCCGAACAGUCUUUGCUUGCCACCCAAUGAUUUCUUCUUAUUCCCGCAGAUCAAAAUUGAAUUGCGAGGUCAACGUUUUUUUACACCUGGAGAAGCGAUUGAUGCGUUCAAAUCACCUCAAUCGCGUUCAAAUGUUUUGGAGGUACUUCAAUCGGAAUAGAAACAAUUUCAAAUAUCUUUUUAUAUUUGUCUAUUGUAAAACAUGCAAUGAGUCAGAUAGUACCAGACAAAAUUGAUUAUCAAAAUUUUCCACUGCCAUUCAGAUUAAUUACCAAUGCUGUAGGUGGUACACAAUUUCGACAAGCAAUCAGUUUUGGAAGUUGUCGAAUAGUAUAUAAUCCGGUAUGUCCAGAUCCAGACGUCACAUUUUUCUUGUUCACGAAAGAAAAUCCAGAAUAUCCUGUACCGAUAUUGGUCGGAUCGAGUAGAUUGGUUUCGAAUUUAAACAGUACUUUAUUCGAUGCGACUAAGCCAACAAAAAUAAUUAUACACGGAUAUAAUUCCAACAUGAACAUAAGUGCUUUAGUAGAAAUAAGAAACGAAUAUUUGAGAACAAAAGACUUCAAUAUUUUUACUGUUGAUUGGAGUCCUUUGAAUCAGUCUCCUUGUUAUUUGGGAGCUGUUAUUAACAUCCGCCAUGUAGGUACUUGUACUGCUCAAUUAGUUGAAAGACUUCUAGAAUUAGGAAAUACUGAUAUACACGUUUUAGGAUUUAGUUUAGGAGCCCAUGUUACAAAUUAUAUGGCGAUAGCGCUUCGCCCGUAUCGGGUACCAAGAAUAACGGGUCUUGAUCCAGCUCUUCCUGGUUUCACGACGUGGGAUUUAGAUAGUAAACUUGAUAAAACAGACGCAGAAUUCGUCGACGUUUAUCACACUAAUGCUUUUUUUCAAGGGAAAGUUGAAGAAAGUGGCCAUGUUGAUUUUUAUGUUAAUGGUGGUGUUUUCCAGCCAGGAUGUUGGGCACAAAUUAGAUAUUUUGCGUGCAAUCACCAUCGAGCUCCUUUGUACUAUGCAGAAUCGAUAAACACAGUAAAAGGUUUCUACGGAUGGCCCUGUCCCUCAUAUUUCGAUUACCUUUUGGGUAGAUGUCUUCCUAAAGAUCCGCAAAUUCUUAUUGGGGAAUAUAUCGCCAAAGGGGUACAAGGAGUUUAUCUGGUGAUUACAGAAUCUGUUUCCCCUUUUGCUGUUGGUAAAUAUGAAGGUCCAAGCGUGGAAAUUUUGAAACAAUUCGAAGCACAUAGGAUGGCCAUUUUGGACAAAUAUAAAAAUAUUGUGAUUGGGUAUGUCGAUGAAGAUGAUUUAUUGGAUCAAUUGUAUAAUCAAAGGAACAUCAAAUCGAAGAUCAGUAAUAAGUUAUUCGAAGUUGUAUUGGAUCGUGAAGAAAAUGCCGAUCUUAUAAGUGUUUUAAACUGA